Molecule: messenger RNA, 1233 nt
Organism: Oncorhynchus kisutch (coho salmon)
Lineage: Eukaryota; Metazoa; Chordata; Actinopteri; Salmoniformes; Salmonidae
Product: extensin-like
Exons: 2
Coding region: 1-1233 (410 amino acids)
Source: RefSeq, a predicted model, not a curated record
AUGGUUUUUCAAGAGCCAGCCACCCAGAGCCAGCCACCUAGAGCCAGCCACCAAGAGCCAGCCACCCAGAGCCAGCCACUCAGAGCCAGCCACCCAGAGCCAGCCACCCAGAGCCAGCCACUCAGAGCCAGCCACUCAGAGCCAGCCACCCAGAGCCAGAGCCAGCCACCCAGAGCCAGCCACCCAGAGCCAGCCACCCAGAGCCAGCCACUCAGAGCCAGCCACCCAGAGCCAGCCACCCAGAGCCAGCCACCCAGAGCCAGCCACCCAGAGCCAGCCACCAAGAGCAGCCACCCAGAGCCAGCCACUCAGAGCCAGCCACCCAGAGCCAGCCACCCAGAGCCAGCCACCCAGAGCCAGCCACGCAGAGCCAGCCACCCAGAGCCAGCCACCCAGAGCCAGCCACGCAGAGCCAGCCUCCCAGAGCCAGCCACCCAGAGCCAGCCACCCAGAGCCAGCCACCCAGUGCCAGCCACCCAGAGCCGGCCACCCAGAGCCAGCUACUCAGAGCCAGCUACUCAGAGCCAGCCACCCAGAGCCAGCCACCCAGAGCCAGCCACCCAGAGCCAGCUACUCAGAGCCAGCCACUCAGAGCCAGCCACCCAGAGCUACCCAGAGCCAGCCACCCAGAGCCAGCCACCCAGAGCCAGCCACCCAGAGCUACCCAGAGCCAGCCACCCAGAGCCAGCUACCCAGAGCCAGCCACUCAGAGCCAGCCACCCAGAGCCAGCCACCCAGAGCCAGCCACGCAGAGCCAGCCUCCCAGAGCCAGCCACCCAGAGCCAGCCACCCAGAGCCAGCCACCCAGAGCCAGCCACCCAGAGCCAGCUACUCAGAGCCAGCUACUCAGAGCCAGCCACCCAGAGCCAGCCACCCAGAGCCAGCCACCCAGAGCCAGCUACUCAGAGCCAGCCACCCAGAGCCAGCCACUCAGAGCCAGCCACCCAGAGCCAGCCACCCAGAGCCAGCCACCCAGAGCCAGCCACCCAGAGCCAGCCACUCAGAGCCAGCCACUCAGAGCCAGCCACUCAGAGCCAAGCCACUCAGAGCCAGCCACCCAGAGCCAGCCACUCAGAGCCAGCCACUCAGAGCCAGCCACCCAGAGCUACCCAGAGCCAGCCACCCAGAGCCAGCCACCCAGAGCCAGCCACCCAGAGCCAGCCACCCAGAGCCAGCCACCCAGAGCCAGCCACCCAGAGCUACCCAGAGCCACCCAGCCCAUCUGCCCGCUGA